AUGCGUUCUCUCGCGCGCUCUCUCAUGCGCUCUCUCACACGCUCUCUCAUGCACUCUCUCACGCGCUCUCUCACGCGCUCUCUCACACGCUCUCCCACGCGCACACUCACGCCCUCACUCACUCGCACACUCAUGCGCUCUCUCACACUCUCUCUCACGUGCUCUCCCACACGCUCUCCCAGGCCUCUCUCACGCGCUCUCUCACGCGCUCUCUCAUGCGUUCUCUCGCGUGCUCUCUCACGCGCUCUCUCGCGCGCUCUCUCACGCGCUCUCUCACGCGGUCUCACACGCGUUCUCUAUCGCGCUCUCUCACGCGCUCUCUCACGCACUCUCUCAAGCGUUCCCUCACGCGCUCCCUCACGCGCUCUCUCAUGCGCUCUCUCACGCGCUCUCACACGCGCUCUCUCACGCGCUCUCUCAUACGCUCUCUCACACGCUCUCUCACGUGCUCUCCCACACGCUCUGCCACGCGCUCUCUUACGCGCUCUCACGCGCUCUCUCAUGUGCUCUCUCACGUGUGCCCUCACGCGCUCACUAACGCGCACCCUUACGCGCUCUCUCACGCGCACUCUCACGCGCUCUCUCACGCGCUCUCUCAUACGCUCUCUCACGCGCCUCUCACGCGCACUCUCACGCGCACAAUCACGCGCUCUCGCACGCACUCUCUCAUGCACUCUCUCACGCGCUCCCUCACGCGCUCUCUCACGCGCUCUCUCAAACGCUCUCUCACGCGCUCUCUCGCGCGCUCUCUCACACGCUCCCUCUCGCGCUCUCUCACGCGCUCUCUCACGCGCUCUCUCACGCGCUCCCUCACGCGCUCUCUCACGCGCUCUCUCUCACGCGCUCUCUCACGCGCUCUCACACGCGUUCUCUAUCGUGCUCUCUCACGCGCUCUCUCACGCGCUCUCUCAAGCGUUCCCUCACGCGCUCCCUCACGCGCUCUCUCACGCGCUCUCUCACGCGCUCUCUCACACGCUCUCUCACGCGCACACUCACGCCCUCACUCACGCCCUCACUCACGCGCUCUCUCAUACGUUCUCUCACACGCUCUCUCACGUGCUCUCCCACACGCUCUGCCACGCGCUCCCUUACGCGCUCUCACGCGCUCUCAUGCGCUCUCUCACGUGUGCCCUCACGCGCUCACUAACGCGCACCCUUACGCGCUCUCUCACGCGCACUCUCACGCGCUCUCUCACGCGCUCUCUCACAUGCUCUCUCACGCGCCUCUCACGCGCACUCUCACGCGCACAAUCACGCGCUCUCGCACGCACUCUCUCAUGCACUCUCUCACGCGCUCCCUCACGCGCUCUCUCACGCGCUCUCUCAAACGCUCUCUCACGCGCUCUCUCGCGCGCUCUCUCACACGCUCCCUCUCGCGCUCUCUCACGCGCUCUCUCACGCGCUCUCUCACGCGCUCCCUCACGCGCUCUCUCACGCGCUCUCUCUCACGCGCUCUCUCACGCGCUCUCACACGCGUUCUCUAUCGUGCUCUCUCACGCUCUCUCUCACGCGCUCUCUCAAGCGUUCCCUCACGCGCUCCCUCACGCGCUCUCUCACGCGCUCUCUCACGCGCUCUCUCACACGCUCUCUCACGCGCACACUCACGCCCUCACUCACGCCCUCACUCACGCGCUCUCUCAUACGUUCUCUCACACGCUCUCUCACGUGCUCUCCCACACGCUCUGCCACGCGCUCCCUUACGCGCUCUCACGCGCUCUCAUGCGCUCUCUCACGUGUGCCCUCACGCGCUCACUAACGCGCACCCUUACGCGCUCUCUCACGCGCACUCUCACGCGCUCUCUCACGCGCUCUCUCACAUGCUCUCUCACGCGCCUCUCACGCGCACUCUCACGCGCACAAUCACGCGCUCUCGCACGCACUCUCUCAUGCACUCUCUCACGCGCUCCCUCACACGCUCUCUCACGCGCUCUCUCACGCGCUCUCUCAAGCGUUCCCUCACGCGCUCCCUCACGUGCUCUCUCAUGCGCUCUCUCACGCGCUCUCUCACGCGCUCUCUCACACGCUCUCUCACGCACACACUCACGCCCUCACUCACGCCCUCACUCACGCGCUCUCUCAUACGCUCUCUCACACGCUCUCUCACGUGCUCUCCCACACGCUCUGCCAUGCGCUCUCUUAUGCGCUCUCACGCGCUCUCUCAUGCGCUCUCUCACGUGUGCCCUCACGCGCUCACUAACGCGCACCCUUACGCGCUCUCUCACGCGCACUCUCACGCGCUCUCUCACGCGCUCUCUCAUACGCUCUCUCACGCGCCUCUCACGCACACUCUCACGCGCACAAUCACGCGCUCUCGCACGCACUCUCAUGCACUCUCUCACGCGCUCCCUCACGCGCUCUCUCACGCGCUCUCUCAAACGCUCUCUCACGCGCUCCCUCACGCGCUCUCUCACGCUCUCUCACGCGCCCUCUCACGCGCUCUCUCACACGCUCCCUCUCGCGCUCUCUCACCCACUCUCUCACGCGCUCUCUCACGCGCUCCCUCAUGCGCUCUCUCACGCGCUCUCUCACGCGCUCUCUCAAGCGUUCCCUCACACACUCCCUCACGCGCUCUCUCACGCGCUCUCUCACGCGCUCUCUCACACGCUCUCUCACGCGCACACUCACGCCCUCACUCACGCCCUCACUCACGCGCUCUCUCAUACGUCGUCGACGUAG
This is a messenger RNA of Closterium sp. Naga37s-1, 2676 nucleotides long. NCBI's taxonomy places the organism in Eukaryota, Viridiplantae, Streptophyta, Zygnematophyceae, Desmidiales, Closteriaceae. The record is from the annotation of a GenBank genome assembly.